Messenger RNA from Pogoniulus pusillus (Red-fronted tinkerbird), 1697 nucleotides. It is a transcript of the gene ECM1, whose product is annotated as extracellular matrix protein 1. Lineage: Eukaryota; Metazoa; Chordata; Aves; Piciformes; Lybiidae. Gene Ontology annotation, biological process: signal transduction; regulation of bone mineralization. Gene Ontology annotation, cellular component: extracellular region. The coding region runs from base 289 to 1644 and encodes 451 amino acids. The record is from RefSeq and is a predicted model, not a curated record. The transcript has 8 exons.
GGGGUUCGGGGCUACCAAAAGCGGCGACCAGGACCGCCAGGGUUGGGGGGGACACAGGAGCGCUGCAGUGCCCCCGAGCUGUCGGCGGGGUCACGGUGGUGGUCGCUGCCCCCUUUGGGGGUGCGGGGCAGUGUCCCCAGCCCCCCCCCCUCCCCGUCCCGGGCCCCCCCCCCCCGGGCCCCGUCGCGACGUCAGGGCUGUGACUCAGCCCCGCAGGCUCCGUCCCGAGCCCGCCCUGGCCCUUCAUAAGGCGGCGGAGCCGACGGCGGCCACACAGCUCCCGACGCCAUGGCGGCCCUCGGCCUCCUCCUCCUCCUCCUCCUCCCGCUCGGCCCCGCCGUGGUGGCCUCGGCGCAAUACCAGCAAGUGGCACAGGAGAGUGUGGAGCUGCAGCCCCCCAGCGUCGAGCAGCAUGAGGUGGUGGCCCCGUACGUGGCACAGGUGAGCGUGGACCUGCAGCACACCGGCGUGGAGCAGCACGAGGUGUGGCAGAGGGAGCAGGACCCCUCACUGUCCCCCGACACCCAGGCGGAGGGUGCCACGCUGGCCCCACGCCCCGCCUGGCCUGCCGUCCUGGUGGGCUUCCCCCCUGCCUGGCCAGAGCCCGCCGCUGUCACCUCCCACUGCCACCAGCGGCUCCGGCACCCUCCCAUCCCACCGCUGCCUGCCACCGGCUUCGCUCACCUGCGCCGCCAAGCGGCAGCCCUGGAAGUCUUCCGGCCCCGCCUGGACGCCUGCUGCGGCCACCACGGCCCCGUGUCCUGCGCCCGCCGCGCCUGGACGGAGGUGCUGGACGACUUCUGCGCCGACGAGUUCGGGGUCAAGACUCGGCAGUUCCACUGCUGCCGGCAGCUGGGGGCCGCCCGACGCCGCUGCUUCUCCCGCAGCGCGGCCGCCGUCGCCGUGGCUGCCACCGCCGCCGCCGUCACCAAGCCUGUCGCCCCGGUGGCCUCCCCCUGGGAAGUCAUCCACAGGCCUGCGUUCCCCCCCGGUGAGCCCACGGCCACCAACAUGGGCAACAUCUGCAAGCUGCGGGGGCUGCGCCCCGGCCCCGACGGCGGCCGCGGCAGGUCCGGGCCCCGCGACCGCAUGCGGCUGCGGCUGGAGAAGGAGUUCGGUCGCUGCUGCCGCAACCACAGCCUGAGCUGCGCCCACGAGGCCUGGCGGAAGGGGCUGGAGCGGUUCUGCCGGGAGGAGUCGUCGGUGAAGACUCGACAGCAUCAAUGCUGCCAGCGCGGGGGCGGCCGCGCCCGGAGCCGCUGCUUCGCCGCCGCCGCUCCCUACCCCAGCUACGACCGGGAGCUGCACAACGUCAGCCUGGCCCGGCCCGGCCCCGCCAUGCUGCGCACCCUCUGCGGCCCCACCGUCCUCAUCAGCAAGAGGAGGCCUGUGCCAGAGCUGCUGGGGGCCAUAACAGCCACAUGCUGCCCCCUGCCCCCCGAGAGGCAAAGCAUCUGUGCCCAGGAGCAGCUGUCCCAGGGUGCUGCCACUCUCUGUGCCAGCGUGGGGAAGGGCUGGCGUGACCCCGAGGGCUGCUGCUCGCGGGGGGACCCUGAGCAACUUCGCUGCUUCGGUGACACCUACCUGGCCCAGGUGACUCUGGGAGCUGCUGUGGAGCCCCCACCCCCUGACCACGACGAGUAACAACCCCCCCCCGACCCUGGGACAAGUGGGACAGUAAAGGUGCUGUGGUGUCA